Molecule: messenger RNA, 408 nt
Organism: Capsicum annuum
Lineage: Eukaryota; Viridiplantae; Streptophyta; Magnoliopsida; Solanales; Solanaceae
Exons: 5
Coding region: 1-408 (135 amino acids)
Source: RefSeq, a predicted model, not a curated record
AUGGAAAAGGCAAAGCAAGUUGUUGGUUCAUCUUCUUCUUCUUCAUUCACCAAUGAGUUAUUUGGUCCUAAAGAUUCUCAAACUCAACUGACUUUGCUUCUGUUUUUGGGACUUAGAAGGGAUCCCAUUCACUCAGGGGAUAGAAAUUCAUCAAGAAUCCAAGAUCCAGGGAACCAGUAUGGCAAUAAUACAAAAUAUGGAACUUCAGAUAAUGGAUCUAAAACAAGUCAAAAUGAAAAAGUAGAAGCUCCAUGUAAUUUAAGGUCAUCCAUUUACUAUGGUGGCCAAGAUGUUUAUCCUCAAACUAACCAGACCACUGGUUCCCAUAAUAAUACUGUAAAGAAAGAUGGAGAUGGUUCAAACUCUGCUUCAAGAGGAAAUUGGUGGCAGGGAUCACUAUACUACUGA